AUGGGCUUAGCUGCUCCCCGAAAGAAAACUAAAAUUUCCCAUGAUCCCAAUAACACGCAAUGGGCUCGAUCGACAACCGGCUUCGGCCAUCGAAUCAUGAGUUCCCAGGGUUGGACCCCAGGUGGUCGCUUAGGGGCUCGGGAUGCUGCGCAUGCUGAUUUGUUGACGGCCGCCAGCCACUCCCAUAUCAAAGUGACGAUCAAGGAUGAUACCCUGGGACUGGGCGCCCGUGUCGGGCGGGAAACUGAACCAACCGGUUUAGAUGCUUUCAAGGGGCUACUUGGUCGAUUGAAUGGCAAGUCAGAUGGGCAGUUGAAGCAGGAACAGCGCAAGAGAGACGAUGUGAAGCUGGCUCGAUAUGUCGCCCUGAAAUUCCCGGAGGUUCGCUUUGUCCAUGGUGGGCUCUUGGCUCAAGAGAAAGUUGAAGCUCUACCCGCUCCAAAGCCUCUGGAUAGUCAGAAGAAUUCUGAAUCAAACGACGAUGACCAACAAUCCAACGAAGAGGACGCAUUGUCCAGCGAGUCAUCAAGCGCAGUCCGGAAGUCGAAGUCGAAGUCGAAAUCCAAGUCCAAGUCGAAAUCUUCAAAGAAGUCCCGUUCAAGUAUCGACGACGAGGAGGAGGAUUCUGCCUCUAUUUCCGGGUCGAAGAAGAAAAAGAAGUCCAAGAAGAGAAAGGCAGAUGCGGCUGAGACCCCCUCCACUGAACAGACGGAUGCAUCAUCUCAACAAGAGCCUGAGCCUUCUAAACCCAUUUUGGAAAUGACCACAGUCUCACGAGAGCGGCGGCCAAUGGGUCGACAGGCAUUCCGAAGCCGACAUAUUGCACAGAAGAAAAGAGCGCUUAUGGAUGAUAAGUCUCUUAACGAGAUUUUCAUGGUGAAAGCAAAAGCAUGA
Penicillium pulvis is the source of this 894-nucleotide messenger RNA. It is a transcript of the gene pxr1, whose product is annotated as telomerase inhibitor/ribosome biogenesis protein PXR1. NCBI's taxonomy places the organism in Eukaryota, Fungi, Ascomycota, Eurotiomycetes, Eurotiales, Aspergillaceae. Gene Ontology annotation, molecular function: nucleic acid binding. Bases 1 to 894 code for a protein of 297 amino acids. The transcript is spliced from 3 exons. The record is from RefSeq and is a predicted model, not a curated record.